Molecule: messenger RNA, 1573 nt
Organism: Ricinus communis (castor bean)
Lineage: Eukaryota; Viridiplantae; Streptophyta; Magnoliopsida; Malpighiales; Euphorbiaceae
Product: staphylococcal-like nuclease CAN2
Exons: 9
Coding region: 216-1223 (335 amino acids)
Biological process (GO): tRNA aminoacylation for protein translation
Cellular component (GO): cytoplasm
Molecular function (GO): ATP binding; aminoacyl-tRNA ligase activity
Source: RefSeq, a predicted model, not a curated record
CAGUUUAUCAUUAUCAUCAAACAAGAAUCUGCCACGUAAUUCCCUUCUGCCUUCUGAUUACUUGUUUCAGACAGUCAGCUAACGAUUUCCUUCUUUUUUACUUUCUUUUCUGUUCAAGAACCUAAACAGAAAAAAAAAGCUCUAACCUUUGCUUCUUUAUUUCACCUAAUCUUCCUCAAGUUUCUGAUUUAAUUUAACAAAGAUCAAUACCCAAUAUGGGAAAUGCCUUAAGGUUUUUAUAUGGACAUUGUUGCAAGCCAUCUACAACAGGUGACUCUGAAUCUCUGGGACCCCACGGCAUUUCUGCAGCCACUGUUGGUGUUUCAGCUUUAGCCCAAGAUUUGUUUCACUUUGAGAUCAACUCUCAGGUUCCUGAAGGACUUAGUAAACAUGUGGUCUCUUCCAAGAAGGCUCAAGCUAAUUGGUAUAGAAAGCUAUUAGAGGCAUGGAGAGAAGCAAAACCUCCGCCAAAGACACCAGAAGAAGCUUCAAGGCUUGUAAUUCAGACCCUUAAGAGACAUCAGAAGGCAGAUGUUGAGGGUUUAUUGGCUUUCUAUGGUCUUCCACUUCCUCAUACUCUCAUUCAACUUUCUAGUGGUGUCCCUACAUCAUUGCCUGAUGGGGUGAAGUUUGAGUUGCUGACAUUACCAGUUGAUCCAAGAGCUGUGCCUGAUGGAGAUACCAUAUCUGUCUAUGUUAGCACAGCUGAUCCCAGGGAGUCAUCCUGCGUUCCAAGGGAAGUUCAAAUGGCAGCUGUUCAAAGAUCUAAGGCGCGUGCUGAGAGGAAUUAUGAGAAGGCGGAUAAUCUUCAAAAGAAGAUUACUGAUGCAGGAUAUCGGGUAAUUUCAGUUCAAAAUGAGGAGAUUCUUGCUCGAAAGUAUCGGAUUAGACUAAGGGGGAUAGAUGCACCAGAGAGUAAAAUGCCCUAUGGAAAAGAGGCACAGGAAGAGCUAGUUAAGCUUGUACAAGGCAAGUGUCUAAGAAUUCUGGUCUACAAUGAAGAUCGUUAUGACAGAAGUGUUGGUGAUAUAUAUUGUAAUGGCAUAUUUGUACAGGAAGUAAUGCUAAAGAAAGGGCUUGCUUGGCAUUAUGCUGCCUAUGACCAACGCCCUGAACUGGCAUCGUGGGAGAAAGAAGCUCGAGCAAAGCGUAUUGGUUUAUGGGCUUCAACCAAUCCUGAGGAGCCAUGGGAAUGGAGAAAGGCCAGAAGGGAAGGAAGAUGAUAAUUUGCAGAUUGACUCUGCAGACAACUAGGACUUUUGUUUGCCCUGGAUCUUACUAAACAGGCAGAACUAAAACCAGGGCUAUUAUACGGUAACCUGUAUUUUGUGCUCCAGACCGAAAGCUGCUACAAGAGAAAACAAGACGGAGCUUAGAAGCUCUCCCAGCAAAUUGCCUGCCAAUGUUAUUUAUGCUUUUGAAGAUAAUGUGGACAAAAAAUCCAACUCUUUUUUAGGCUCGAAUGCUUAACUGAUUAACUUAGCAAAGAAGGGAAGCUAAAGAUGUGAUUACUGAUGCAAUUUCCAUUUGUAAAUCAGUUGUUUGUUCAAUGAAGAUGUUACCUCUAGCAAGA